This is a messenger RNA of Vigna umbellata (rice bean), 2446 nucleotides long. Lineage: Eukaryota; Viridiplantae; Streptophyta; Magnoliopsida; Fabales; Fabaceae. The record is from RefSeq and is a predicted model, not a curated record.
UGCACCACUACACAUCUUUUUCUCUCUCUCUCUCUUCAUAGUUUUGUGUACCUGAGAAAGUGUCUUCUCUUUCAAAAAUCUUUUUCAUAUAUUUCAUCACUUUGCAGCCCUUCAAUUAAUCACCUUAACUGAUUCAUAUUCUAGCUUCCUCUUCUGUUUUUGGGGUUCUUCUCUGAUAAAAUAUAUCAAAUUUCAAUCUAUAGUGGAAGAAUAAACAUAUAUAUGUAUAUUUAAGCACCCUUUCUCUCCUUUCAAAUUCUGAAUUCUUCAUUGGUUGAGUGUGUUUUUCUUUUUCUAUUUUGGUUUUGUUCCAUGUGUUGUUGCUAGCACAUCAUAUACUAUAGAUUGAAAUCAUUUCUGGGAAUAUAGGUGAUUGAUAAAAUGCCCCAGAAUAGCAUUUUCCGAGACCAAUCAUCGAAUCAGAUUCCUGAUCUUUCCCUUCACAUUAGCCUCCCAAACAGUGCUCCUUCUUCAAUUUACACUGGAGGGGAUUCGCCCUUUGAUACAUGGCCACAACAAGCAGAUGAAGAUGACUAUGCCGAAGGCUUCAAAUCCCACAGUGAUGGUUCAAUCAAAGGUUGUAGCCCUUACCACACAGAUACACAACUUUCUUUAGCAAACUCUACAACUGCUUUCACUGCUACUCCCUCUGAGGCUGACAGCACCUGGAGGAAGAGAAACUUUGUUAGACUCAGCCAUCAUCAUGGGGUUUCUGAUGGUCAAAUAAGACUCAUCAAUGGAAUCCCUCUCUACAGUAACCUUUCAUCUUUGGACAACACCAGUACUGCUCCCUCAAUAGAGAGAAGCCCCACCAACAAGUUUUCCUUUCCUUCUCUAUAUUCACUUCCACACCCUCCUUAUUCUGCCAAUUCUGCUCCUAACUAUAGCUAUAAUGGUGCUGUUGGGGGUGUGGCAGCAGAACCAAUCUCAAGGUUUCAUGAUAUAACCAUGGAGAAUACUCCAAGGCCCCAACAGUUUCAGUACUUUGAUUACCCUCAGCAGCUGCAGCAGUUUGGGAAUAGUACAAAUUUUGGAGCUUCUGAAUUUUCUAAUGGAUUUGUGAGGUCAAGAAUGUUGCCAAGGCAACAAAGUAGUAAGAGGAACAUGAGGGCUCCGAGAAUGCGUUGGACUAGUUCUCUUCACAACCGCUUUGUUCAUGCUGUUGAACUACUUGGUGGCCAUGAAAGGGCUACUCCUAAGUCAGUUUUGGAACUAAUGGAUGUGAAAGAUCUAACACUAGCUCAUGUGAAGAGUCAUUUGCAGAUGUAUCGGACUGUUAAGAACACUGACAAACCUGCACCUUCUUCAGAUGGGGAUGAGGAUUUCAUGUCCAUAACAGUCCCAAAUAAUCAAAAUAAGAAUUUUUUACCCAAUCAGAGAGGAGCUCCAAAUGCAUCCAUGGAUCAUGAUAUGGGCCACACUUCCAGAAAUCUAUGGGCUAAUUCUUCUACCAGAAAGCAAAGUUUCCUGAAACUAGACGAAAUUUAGUGGCUAUGUGCAAGUGAAAAUAUACAUGGAGGACCUAUUCUCUCCACUGUUGAAUAUGUACAUUUAUGGAUUAACAUUCUACUUUUAGAACAGCAUAUUUCUAUGCUCUACAUUGACUUAUGCAGUUUCUUUCUCCCUUUGGCUAUUAUCAUGCCAUCUCUUAAUGCACUUGCUUUGAUCACAAUUCAGUAACUAACACUACUUCACAACACUAUACCGUUAUCCAAUUAGGCUUUAUUUCUAUUCCAAUUUUCCUUUUCCUCUUGUUCGUACAUUUGGUAUUUUAGCUUUAUCAAAGAUUGAUGCUUGGUACUAUAGUUUCUAAUUCAAAAUUUGAGUCAACUAAUACGACAAAAAGGGCUAAGAACUUAGGUGUGGAAAACUCCUACUGUGAGUACUAAUCACAGAAAAGACAUUUCUACCGAGAAUUGCAAUGCAAUAGGUAGAAAACAAUAUCCUUAGUGGAAGUGAAGGUUCAGAUAUACAAUUCUCAAAAAGUUGUCAUUCAGUGAUACAACAUAAUAAUGCCUUUAUGCUAUGAUUAACUUCUUUUUUGGGAGGCUAAAAAUGUCUAAGAUUUCAGACACAGAAAAUCAAGCAAAACUUCACACUAUUCUGGUUUAUGACAGUCCCAAAUGAGUCUGCUAAUUUGCCUAAUACACAACUUAGUUUGUAUGAGAUCACAUGAAAUCAUAUUAUAUAUAUAUUGAUCACUUUUAGCUUCCCUAAGUCCUGAAAAUGGUGGUCAAAAUUUGAGUUGGAUUCUAAUGAAUUUAGCUCUGAUGUUGUCUCGGUCCUCCCGUUUGUACACUGCAAAAAAGUUCCUUCAAGUCAGAAAGAUAGACAGUGAAGUUGAAUUCUUUGUUUCUAUUUUGCUACACAACUCAUACUUAGAAGAGAAGUGCUGGUACAGGGAGGUUGAAUUUUCAUCACCUUUUUUUUGUAAUUAAUUAAGUUU